AGAAAGAAAACAAUAAAGAUGGUGACUUCCAUGGCUGUCAUCAGGCAAUUCUUGCCACGGACUUUUGAGAGACUAACAGUGUUACCUGCACUGGGAAUUAAACAUGGAGAGAGCAAUGUACUCAGGAAGAUGUGUGGCGUUACAAAGCUUCCUUUUCGACAAUAUUCUGAUAAGGUUCUAGAAGGAAUGGGCGAGUUUGUGGAAGAGGAAGAGCAGCUGGAUAUGGAUCUCCUCGAUCAGCCAGCGGUUCGAACGCGCCCCAGAGAUCGCCCGUGGGAGAAGACGAGGCAUUGGCAUGCGAAGCAGUUUGCAAGAAUGGGCAAGGCUUCUGGUGUUGAUCCCGCAAUUAUGUGGCCUACAAAAUCAGAACUUAGUAAACUUAUUGAAGAGGAGAAAGAAUAUUUUCCAAGUCUUCAGGAAAUGCAAACAGAACUUGCAGCUGAGAAACAAGCAGCAGAUUUGGAAAGACUCAAAAGGGAGAAGCUUAUUGCUGCCAAUAUGGCCAAGAUGCCAAAGAUGAUAGAGGAUUACUGGAAACAAGUGGAAGAGGAAAGAGCCAAGAGAAGAGAACAGAAAGAAAAGAGAAAUCGGCUUCUUGCCCUCGCGAAGGAGAAGCUUGGCUAUGCCGUCGAUCCUCGCAGUCCUCGCUUUAAACAGAUGGUAGAAGAGAUGGAAGCAGAGGAGAAAAAGAGAAGGAAAGAACUCAAGAAGAAAGGAAUCAAAUUAUGAUCGAAAGAAGGUCUGCAAUAAUGAUGGUAUCAUUACUCAGGCAAAGACUAUUUUAGUUUUGGCUCUUUCUCUUCAGAAGAACAUGUAUUUCAAGGAAAUUAGAUAUUCUUGAUGUGUUUGGAUGGGUCCAAUUAUUUGAAGAAUGUCAAUAAUAAUAUCUAUUGAAAUGUAUGGUGUGUACAAAGCUACUAGUACACGGUGCAUAUAGUGCUCAACAUCAGUGGUAUUUCAUGCUGCACAUUACUAAUAUAGAUGUUGAUGAGCUAUUCUCAUUCUCACCCAGCCUUAAAACAAUAAAUUUAGAAAAAUCAAGGAAAAAAAAAAGAAAAUGCAUAAGGCAAAUGAACUUAGUGCAUUUACAAAAUACAAUGUGAGGCGGAAGGAACUGAAGAAAAUGUUAAAAGAAUAUUGAUAAAAUCGUUUAAAGAAUUGAAGAAUAACAUGUAAGAAAUUAUUUUCUUUGAUCACAAUUAUGGUACAUGUAACUUAGUAUUUGGUUGAGUGAUUAGCUGCUGAGCCAUUACCAACAGUCAUUUUCAUAUCUUUCAAUAAAAAGUGCCCUAAAUCCUUUUCAAAAUGCAAUGUCACUUUUCUACCAGUUCUUUUGAGAUAGAAUGGUACCUUGUGAAUAAAUCAAUAAACAGUGUAAUUCUGAACUCCAGAUGCAAACUAGUUCUACUACCAAUCCAACAAACCAUUUCAUAUCAGUUUAUAUUUUUUUGUUUUCCUAAUAACUGAAAGAAAUUCCCUGUACAAGUAGUUGCAUGAAUGUAAUCAGUUAGGGAUUUGUUUUCUGUUACAUUGGUAAUAACUAGUUCCCAGUACUAAUUUUCAGAUACUGAUGUUAGGUUAAAAAAUACACUUGUGUCCAAUAGCACCUUACUCUCCUGUAUCAGCCGCACAGAAACGUCAGCACCAACAGUGCGGUAUAUGCCUUGUAUUAAAAACAAGGCUGUUACAACUGAUAAUGUCGCAGCGUCGCCUGGUGUCACAACGCAUGGUUACAUCUUGGAUCAACGAUUGGCCUCACAAUAAAAAAGAAGUGACUGGGCCUACUCUUAGUGCUUUGUUAAUGCUACGUUUCUGUGCAGCUGGUACAGGUCUCUCACCAUUUUUGCCACAAACAUGCACUGUAAAGCAAGUUAUGCAUUUCAAGGUGUAUGCAUUGAAAUAAUGUCCUAUAGAGUCAUGAAGUAUAUGAUGUAUGUAAAUGACUUGUGUCAAUCCAGGUCUUGAUUAUUAGCUGGAGAAAUGUAGUCUGUAUUUUGAAUAAAUUUUGUCAAAACGUA
Messenger RNA from Lytechinus pictus (painted urchin), 2018 nucleotides. Its product is annotated as large ribosomal subunit protein mL64-like. Bases 19 to 729 code for a protein of 236 amino acids. NCBI's taxonomy places the organism in Eukaryota, Metazoa, Echinodermata, Echinoidea, Temnopleuroida, Toxopneustidae. The transcript is spliced from 2 exons. The record is from RefSeq and is a predicted model, not a curated record. Gene Ontology annotation, cellular component: nucleus; mitochondrion.